UUUCUAAAGCUCUCUAAAGACUGGUCAAGGUGGAUCACCAGAGAUAUGGGAAGAGGGCCCUUCCGGCCGAAGAAUCGGAGGACAACCCAGAAGAAUACGAACAAGAUGAGGAACCGGACAUAUUCCCAGUUUACUCACCUAGAUCGCAACAGGAUAUGUCUGCCAUCGUAUCUGCUCUUUCUCAGGUCAUCGGUACCACUACCACCACUGGUGGCGGUGGCAGUGAUAUCUCCUUCACCCCAAACCAAGCACAACAUGUUCAAGAACCAGGGAACCAAAGGAGGAGACACUAUAGAGGAGUGAGGCAAAGACCUUGGGGCAAGUGGGCUGCUGAAAUACGCGAUCCACAAAAGGCGGCAAGAGUGUGGUUAGGAACAUUUGAGACAGCUGAAGCAGCAGCACUUGCAUACGAUGAGGCAGCUCUUCGGUUUAAAGGAACAAAAGCAAAGCUCAAUUUCCCCGAAAGAGUUCAAGGGAGGACGGAAUUAGGUUAUUUCAUCACUCGUCCACAAUUACAAAUGCCACCUACUUUUCUACCAAAUUCUCAUCAGUCACCUCCUCUUCGACCUCCAUCACAGAGCACAUAUCCAAAUCUCCUUGAUUACACACAGUUUCUUCAAGGUGCUAAUGAGCGCAGGAUGUCAACAACGGAUAUGAAUGAUUUGAAUUGUACUAGUUCAUCUUCAACGGAUAUGGGAAGUUCAUCAAGUGUAAGCCCUUCACAAUAUUGGCAAGAUUAUGAUCCAACAAAUCAAUCAAGAGAUCAGUAG
Messenger RNA from Lactuca virosa, 770 nucleotides. Lineage: Eukaryota; Viridiplantae; Streptophyta; Magnoliopsida; Asterales; Asteraceae. The record is from the annotation of a GenBank genome assembly.